Dentiscutata heterogama is the source of this 220-nucleotide messenger RNA. The record is from the annotation of a GenBank genome assembly. Lineage: Eukaryota; Fungi; Glomeromycota; Glomeromycetes; Diversisporales; Gigasporaceae.
AUGCCUUUGGGUACUACCGCUGAUAGAAUAUGGAAACAGCCAAACCUCUUUAGAGUAAGAGGUCUUUACACUUACUCGAAAGAGAAUGUUUUUUAUACAUGUAAAUUAUCUACUGCGCCACCUGACAUAAUAUUUUUUACACCACUUCGGCAUCUAGAAAGGCACCCAAACAGGUGCAAAAAGUCAGAACUUUGGGCAAAAGAACUUGGUAUUCAAGCUG